AGCAAAUACGGGGUCUUUAAGGGGCAAGAGCAUCCCUGCACCAGGGCACGGAGCCGAAGGUUGGAUUUCAUUCUCCACUUGAACUGUGAAGAGUGUAUUGUGGGAGGGGCAGGCAGAAGUCCAUGCCCAGAUGCCCCCAGAAGCAUGAGGCCAGGGACUCCGGCCCUGCAGAAAACCCCAGAACAAUGAUGUCUGUCCUCAGCGGGGCCAUGUGGAGUGCCACCUCGAGGAGUGCCAGGCCCUCUCCUGCCCCCAUGGCUGGGCAAAGGUGCCCCAGGCUGACAGCUGCUGUGAGCGAUGCCAAGCUCCCACCCAGUCCUGCGUGCACCAGGGCCGUGAGGUGGCCUCUGGAGAGCGCUGGACUGUGGACGCCUGCACCAGCUGCUCCUGCAUGGCGGGCACCGUGCGUUGCCAGAGCCGGCGCUGCUCACCACUCUCGUGUGGCCCCGACAAGGCCCCUGCCCUGAGUCCUGGCAGCUGCUGCCCCCGCUGCCUGCCCCGGCCAGCUUCCUGCAUGGCCUUCGGAGACCCCCAUUACCGCACCUUCGACGGUCGCCUGCUGCACUUCCAGGGCAGUUGCAGCUAUGUGCUGGCCAAGGACUGCCACAGCGGGGACUUCAGUGUGCACGUGACCAAUGAUGACCGGGGCCGGAGCGGCGUGGCCUGGACCCAGGAGGUGGCGGUGCUGCUGGGAGACGUGGCCGUGCGGCUGCUGCAGGGCGGAGCAGUCACUGUGGAUGGGCACCCAGUGGCCUUGCCCUUCCUGCAGGAGCCGCUGCUGUAUGUGGAGCUGCGAGGACACACUGUGAUCCUGCAUACCCAGCCCGGGCUCCAGGUGCGGCUCCAGGGCGAGUCUGGGUGGGCUGCCUGCUGGGAGCUUCAGUCCUGUUUAGGCCUCUGUAUCUAUAGGGGGGUGGGGAUGCCAGCUACCUCCUGGCCAAAAGAGGCCAGGAGUGGGGUGCAGGGCUGUGAGGGGAGGUGGAUCAGGGUCAGAGAUCUCCCCGGGCAGUCAGAGGAGUUCUGAGUUCUGAGACUGAUUUCUAAUCUUGACUCAGCCUCUUAAGUCACCAACAGCCUCCCCUGGGCCUCAGAUUUCUCAUCUGUAAAGUGGGGAAUGGGAAGGGUCAGUGGCAGUGGGGAGGAUGUCAGCUAAAGUCUCCUGGCGGGUGUCUCA
Molecule: messenger RNA, 1174 nt
Organism: Mandrillus leucophaeus (drill)
Lineage: Eukaryota; Metazoa; Chordata; Mammalia; Primates; Cercopithecidae
Product: kielin/chordin-like protein
Exons: 5
Coding region: 392-1024 (210 amino acids)
Source: RefSeq, a predicted model, not a curated record